CACUUUGAAUUUUCGUAUCGUUCAGUUCAGUUCAGUGUGGAAAUAGCUCCUAGGAGGCUCAGAAGUCGCCCACCAUCCAUUCCUGUGUGAAGAAAAUCCUUCGUUUGUCCAUGUUGGUAGUCUGCCAUAUAGGCGUUGUUCGAGGCGUUCAUUUUUUGUCAUAGUUGCGGAUCGACUGAGAGAUUCCUUGUUGCCGGAUAAAAUAAUAUAGCGAAGAAAAAACGCGACGACCAUCACAAAGUGUGUGCGAGUGUGUAUUAUAAGUAUCCGCCGAAGAGAGUCGCUAGUGUUGUGUGCAGCGCCAAUAUAAAAAAUAUAACAAAGGAAAAACGUAUCUCAUCGGGGCUGUCCGGCUUCUCGUCGAUUCCUUUUAGUAGCGUUCCAGUCAUUUGCGAGAGCAGUGCGUUGUGUAGUCGGUUAACGAGCGUGUUUAAAACAGUGUUGAAGAGUUCGGUUACAUUUUUCACCGAGUGACGUCCAGAGGAAAAUUUGCAGCCGUUUUACCCCAGUGUGUGCAAGUCCAGCAGUGCGUUUUAGCAGCCCCCCGGCACUCAGGAAAAUUAUACAUAUGGUAUAGGACCAACCAGUCAGUUCCAGGCACCGAGGAAACCGAAAAUAGAGCUCAAGUAAUUCGUCGCCGAGUCGCAGGCAAUCGCAUACAAACUUUUCCCAAAACCCAAAUCACACAACCGAAUCGAAAAUGACCGAAACUACCGAAGCUCAAGUCGUUGCCGAGGUUAAGACCCCGUCACCCACGGCAGAGAAUGCGACAGCCACAACGGAGACCCCGGCAGCCGCUACCAACGGGCACGCCGAAGAGCAGCCCAGCGCCGACCAGAAGCCCUCGGAGGAAACCAAUGGGACCGCCGACGACAAAGCGAAAUCCGAACCCAAGGAAGAGGUGCCCCCGCCGAAGGAGAUGCGCGCCGUCGUGCUGACCGGUUUCGGUGGCUUCAAGAACGUCAAGAUCCUCAAGAAGCCCGAACCAGCCCCACAGACCGGCGAGGUGCUGAUCCGGGUGAAGGCAUGCGGUCUCAACUUCCAGGACUUGAUGGUACGUCUGGGAGCCAUCGACUCCCCGCCGAAGACACCCACCAUUCUGGGCUUCGAAUGUGCCGGUGAGAUCGAAGCCGUCGGCGAAGAAGUCGAAGGAUUCAAGGUCGGAGAUCGUGUGGUGGCACUGCCGGAAUUCCGCGCCUGGUCCGAACUGGUGGCCGUCCCGACCAAGUACGUGUACCACAUUCCGGAAGAGAUGACAUUCCAGGACGCGGCUGCCAUCGUGAUGAACUACCUGGUGGCGUACGUUCUCAUCUUCGAUCUGAUUUCACUGCGGGAGGGCAAAUCCAUCCUGCUGCAUUCCGUCGGAGGCGGUGUGGGACAAGCUAUCGUUCAACUGGCGCGUACCAUCCCAAAUGUGACUAUUUUCGGUGUCUGCUCUAAGAGUAAGCAUGAGGCAUUGGCUGCCACCGGAUUGAUCGAUCACCUGAUCGACAGGGCUGACUACGUCAAUGAAGUCAGAAAGAUCACAACCGAAGGUGUCGACGUGGUUAUGGAUUGCUUGUGCGGAGAGGAAUGCAACCGCGGCUAUGGACUGUUGAAACCUAUGGGCAAGUACAUUCUUUACGGUUCGUCGAACGUUGUCACCGGAGAAACCAAGAGCUUCUUCAGCGUUGCCCGUUCGUGGUGGCAAGUGGAUAAAGUAUCGCCAAUCAAGCUGUUCGACGAGAACAAAAGUCUGGCUGGGUUCAACCUGCGACACUUGCUGUACCAGCAGGAUGGUUCGGCGUACGUUCGUUCCACCGUGGAGAAGAUCUUCGGUCUGUGGAAGGAUGGUAAGGUCAAGCCAGUCGUGGACAGCGCCUGGGCUCUGGAAGAUGUUGCUGAAGCCAUGCAGAAGAUGCACGAUCGCAAGAACAUUGGUAAGCUGGUGCUGGAUCCGGCCAUGGAACCGAAGCCAAAACCAGCCACUCCGGCUAAGACCAAGUCGAAGAAACAGGCCAGCGAGGACAAGAGCAGCAAAAAGGAUAAAUCUUCAGAAAACGGUGACGACAAAAAGGACGAAGAAGUUAAGUCGAAUGGAGAAGGUGGUGAUGGCGCUGCUACGACCCCAGAAGCGGUGAACGGCGACAGCUCAGAGAAGAAGGAAGAAUCGGCGGCUGCCACAAAUGGGGAUGCAACUGAAAGUGAGAAAAAGGAAUCAAGUUGAACAGCUUAAGCUAGACCAGCUUGAAGCGAUUAAUCGCUUCACACAAGAACAAAAAAACAUCACCACAGAUCAAAAUCAUGCCAGCAUCAACAGACCCAACCAGCUUACGUCGAAACAAAUCAUCUUCUGAGUCCUACCCUGGAAUGUGCGCAGUGUUCAGUAUCCACCGGUAAAAUGCUCCCCAAACUGCCCAACGUAGUGCAGCUGAUUCUUGUACUUCAUCACAGUAGACUCCAUUUUUUUACAUCCGCUAUUUCCGAGAUUUUAAAUAGUUUAUUUUAUAUUUUCCUCCGUAUCUUCCGCAUUGUGUCCUUGGAAGAAUUUCAAGAAAAGUGUAACAAGGAGUAGGGAAGUUCAGUCCGAUAGUGUAAAACUGACAUGAAAGAGAAAGCAUUCCGUGUUGUGAUUGUGAGUAAUAUUGUGCACCUUUUUUAUGUAAUUCUUCUAAGAGUACGUAUUUUUCAUAAUUAAGUGAAAGUUUUAUGAUCUCAGAUGACAUUUUGUGUCAGUGAUGUUCUAGUUCAUUUGAAGCUCUAAUAAGCAGUAAAUUACAGCAAAUGUAAGCCCUACGCUAUACUACUGAUAGUAACAAACUAUUACAAGCCUCGAAAAUGUUGAAGGUUUCAGGAUGCGGAUGCAAAACUAAGAAAAAACCGCGUUUGUGCAUGUAAGCAGGAGAACACAACCAAACCAUUGAAACAGAUUAGCUUAUGGAUACGGUACACAGAGCAGACAAGAUAUCCAGAUUUCAAUCGAAUUCAUCAUGUUCACUCAUCAACCGACUGGAACUAAGCACAAAGGAGUAGUUCAUCAUUAUCAUUCAGUUGGAUUGUGUUCAUUUCUAGGAGAUGCACGAUCACAUUUUAUCGUCUCAAUUAUUUGAAAUCAGCGGACGACACACACACUGCGUGAGCAAGUAGAAGCAAAUAAAAAAUUAUGAUUUUUAAACUAUGUGUCAUUCAAUAUUGUAAUAUUUAAAUAUAUAUGUUUAAAUCCUAAUGUAUAACAGAAAAGGACGGUUUGAUUGAUUUGAAAAUAUAUAUAUUAGAUUCUUUAUAAUGAGAAAAA
This is a messenger RNA of Armigeres subalbatus, 3274 nucleotides long. Its product is annotated as synaptic vesicle membrane protein VAT-1 homolog-like. The transcript is spliced from 9 exons. NCBI's taxonomy places the organism in Eukaryota, Metazoa, Arthropoda, Insecta, Diptera, Culicidae. The coding region runs from base 701 to 2206 and encodes 501 amino acids. The record is from RefSeq and is a predicted model, not a curated record. Gene Ontology annotation, molecular function: oxidoreductase activity.